Andrographis paniculata is the source of this 1866-nucleotide messenger RNA. Its product is annotated as lysophospholipid acyltransferase LPEAT2. The transcript has 15 exons. NCBI's taxonomy places the organism in Eukaryota, Viridiplantae, Streptophyta, Magnoliopsida, Lamiales, Acanthaceae. The record is from RefSeq and is a predicted model, not a curated record. Gene Ontology annotation, molecular function: lysophosphatidylethanolamine acyltransferase activity; calcium ion binding. Gene Ontology annotation, biological process: phospholipid metabolic process. Bases 39 to 1667 code for a protein of 542 amino acids.
GGUUUUGCGCAUAUGUGAUUGUACUCCUCCUCUCGGCAAUGGCGGCAGCAGACGACUGCACCCUCUCGGCGCCCCUUCUCUCCUCCUCCGACCGGCAGGAGCACGUGAUCCUGGCUGUCCGCGACGAACCUGAUCUGCCAGAGUCCACUUGCGAUAAUCAGGAAUCGCUGUUUGAACCUUGCGCUGAUGACCAUCGCAAUCCGUUUGCGUUUCUCGGGGCGUGCGACGGGUUCGAGGUGCCGGAAUCGAGCACAAUCGACCCGUUUCGGAACCACACGCCGGGCGUCGGGGGGCUGUACGAGUGGGUGAAGAUUGUGAUCUGCCUGCCACUUGUGGUGGUUCGUCUUCUGAUGUUCGGACUGUGUCUGUCGGUGGGAUAUGUGGCGACGCGUGUGGCGUUGCAGGGGUGGAAGGAUAAGCAGAACCCUAUGCCUAAGUGGCGCCGCCGCCUCAUGUGGAUUACCCGCUUCUGUGCCCGCGCAAUCCUCUUUUCCUUUGGCUAUCACUGGAUAAACAGAAAAGGGAAACCUGCACCGAGGGAGAUUGCUCCUAUUAUUGUCUCUAAUCAUGUAUCAUACAUCGAUCCUAUCUUCUUCUUCUACGAAUUAUUCCCCACCAUAGUGGCCUCUGAGUCGCAUGAUUCCAUGCCUUUUGUUGGAACCAUCAUCAGAGCAAUGCAGGUCAUUUAUGUUGAUAGAUUUUCAAGGUCAUCCAGGAGGCAUGCUGUAAAUGAAAUAAAGAGGAAAGCUUCUUCGAGUCAGUUUCCUCGAGUGCUUUUAUUUCCUGAGGGAACAACAAGCAAUGGAAGAGUUAUUAUUUCCUUUCAACUUGGUGCAUUUAUCCCUGGUUAUCCUGUUCAGCCAGUUGUUGUCCGUUAUCCUUAUGUACACUUUGAUCAGUCUUGGGGAAAUAUUUCACUCGGAAAGCUAAUGUUCAGGAUGUUCACACAAUUUCAUAAUUUCAUGGAGGUUGAGUAUCUCCCUGUUGUCUUUCCUCAUGAAAAUCGGAAGGAAAAUGCAGUUCAUUUUGCUCAAAGGACUGCCCGCAUCAUUGCAAGUGCUCUCAAUGUGACCCAGUCUUCCCACUCGUACGGAGACUUUAUGCUUCUUUCAAAGGCAGCUGAAUUAAAUCAGGAAAAUCCUUCACUGUAUAUGGUGGAAAUGGGCAGGUUGCAAUCAUUGCUGCACGUCAGAGCUUUAGAAGCUGUGGAGUUCUUGGAAACAUUUCUUUCAAUGAAUCCAGACUCAGGCGGACACGUCGAAUUCCAUGACUUUCUUAGUGCUUUAAGGCUGAAACCUUGUGGCCUGUCUGAAAGGAUGUUUGGCUUUGUUGAUGUUCAAAAAACAGGCAAAAUAACAUUUAAACAGUUCCUGCUCGGCUCAGCCCAUGUCUUGAAGCAGCCACUGUUUCAGCACGCAUGCGAGCUAGCGUUCAGAGGAUGCGACACGAAUGGGAAGAAUUACAUUCUCAAGGAAGAGCUACUGAGUGCCGUAUCACUGUCCAUUCCAAACAUGAAUGGCGACGAGAUGAAUGGACUUUACGGUCUGCUUGAUGUGGACUGCGAUGGGCGAAUCAGCAAGAACGAUUUCUUCUUGAGUCUGAGAAGGUACCCGCUGCUUGUAGCUCUCUUCGCUCCUAAAUUACUGCGGCGGCGCCAGCAGGUGUAAGAAAGAUGUGUUGCAUAUGCAGUUUCUCCAAAAUUAUUGUUUGAUACCGUUACUACGGUGUGGUGUUUGGUGUGUGUCAUGAAACGAUCGUAAAUCGACGCAGGGGCAAUAUAGGCAUUUUACUUGGCCUGAGAAUAUGAGAAAGUGGGUGAAGUUAGAUGAGAUGAAAGCUUUUAAUCUAAAUGGGCUUUAUACUUCA